UGUUGGAGAGAAGAGAGAGAGGGACUCUGCAGGCAGACACACACACACACACUCAUACACACACUCACAGAGUCACACACACUAAGGCUUUUCUUACCAGCUCUGCCGUGUCUUUACUAACAGGACAAGUUUAAACCUCCAGGAUAUCACUGUCGGCUCCGCGCUUUUCUCUCGCCCCCAUGUGAACAUCUCGACCUGGAGUGAGAAAGUUUACUGCUGCUGAAAGCAUGAUGAUGACGAUGGUGGGAGGAGGCUACCGCCGAAGGUGCAGCCCUCGCUAGAAUCAUACUUCUCCCCUUCCAACUUCACCCCUCCACGCAUCGCCCACUACUGCCACCCCCUCCUCCCGGCGCCAUGGCCAACCACCUGGAGCUGAUCCAAGAGCUGCAGCAGCUGGAUAAGGUGCCCAGUCUGGAGAGGCUGCGGGCAGCCCAGAAGCGCCGUACCCAGCAGCUGAAGAGAUGGGCCGUAUACGAGAAGGAGAUGCAAAACAAGAAGCGUAAGGCGGACAAGAAGGGACGCAACGCCAACAACCUCCAGCAGUCGGAGUCCAAGAGGCACGUGUCGUUUGCCGCCAGCGUAGCGCUUCUGGAGGCGUCGGCUAGGAAUGACCCAGAUGAAGUACGCUACCUGCUGAAGAACAACGUGGGUCCAGACCUCUGCAACGAAGAUGGUCUCACCGCUCUGCAUCAGUGUUGUAUAGAUAACUAUGAGGAGAUGGUGAAGAUCCUGUUGGACCGAGGAGCCACCGUCAACGCUCAGGACAACGAGCUGUGGACGCCGCUGCACGCUGCUGCUACCUGUGGCCAUGCAGGGCUGGUCAAGAUACUCAUUGCACACGGUGCAGAUCUGCUGGCGGUUAACUCUGAUGGGAACAUGCCCUACGACCUGUGUGAAGACGAUCCAACGCUGGACAUCAUCGAGACGGCUAUGGCCAACAGAGGCAUCACCCAGGAGAUGAUCAACGAGACACGAGCGGCAACGGAGAGGAGGUUGCUGGGAGAUAUUCAGGAACUGCUGAGACAGGGAGAGGAGGUCAACCAUCAGGACUCUCAGGGAGCCACACUGCUCCACAUCACAGCAGCAAAUGGCUACGUGCAGGCUGCAGAGCUGCUGCUGGAGGGGGGAGCUCGCAUGGACUUGAGAGAUUCAGAUGGAUGGCAGCCUCUUCACGCUGCAGCCUGCUGGGGUCAGAUGCAUAUGGCAGAGCUGCUGGUUUCUCAUGGAGCCAGUCUUAAUGCCAAGACUUUCCUCGAGGAGACUCCCAUUGACCUGUGUGAGGAUGAGGAGUUCAGAGCCAUCCUGCUGGACCUGAAACACAAACAUGACAUUAUCAUGAAGUCACAGCUCAAACACAAGACCUCACUGUGCAGGCGAACGUCCAGUGCAGGCAGUCGUGGAAAAGUGGUGCGGCGAGCCAGCCUCUCAGACAGACACAACCUGUGUCGUAAAGAGUAUGAGACGGAGGCCAUCGUGUGGAGGGGAGGGAGGGAGGAGGAGGUGGAGAAAGAGAAGGAGUCCGAUCAGGAGAAUAACCAGGUGGUUAAUGUCAGGCCAGUCGUUGCUGUGGAGCUGCCAGACAAGCCCAAGCUGCCCACCAUCCUCAAAGAUGGCAACAACAAACAGAACGGCCUCAUCUCCACGUCGACGUCCACACCACCGCAACCGCCCUCCAACGGCAACACGUCAUUGUCUGAUAAGGGCGGCGUCAUCACCACCCAGCCCACCCAGGACGAAGCCUGGCCGAGAGAGCGUGCUCAGACUCUGUCGGAGUUGAAGAAACAGAGGGCCGCUGCCAAAUUGUUGAAUCACCCCUUGUUCAACGGUCACCUAGGUAACGGGUCCACAGACUCCUUCACUGAUGCCAAAAGCAACUCAGAAGACCCCCGAAUGCCGCUGGUGUCCUCCAACGGCAACGCAGUUUACUAUACACCAGCCAGUGGCGACCCGCCCCUCCUCAAACUGAAACAGCCAAUAGAGGAAGAGCAGCCGAAGGCGCGGACCUGCUGCUGCGUGUCAUAGCCCAGUAGUCAUGUGACUGUUGAUGGAACAGGAGUGUUUGUGCAUAGAAGAAGGAAGCAAGGAACGUGCAGUUGGAGGGACUUUGAAACUUCUUCCACAGAAGAUGGCCAACCUAAAGACGGUCUAGAAACUUUUCCUUGACUUCUGCUCAAAUUGGAGACACUUUCCCCAAAUGCAGGCAUGUUUUCAGUGCAGCAAAGAAGAAGAAAGGAACUGAACUGUGCCACUUUGUUCCCCAAAAGAUCACUCGGAUUAAAAUUCCUUUUCAUAUAUGGGGUCUCUCUACAAGACAUAACAAAUGGUUAGAAACAAGAAGCAGUUUCUCCGGCUCUGUGCACCUUUUAAGAAUCAAAGUGUGGACAGUUUUUUUUCUAAACUUUUCACCUGGAAAAAUCAGAAUUCAAAAUUUUGAAUCUGGAAAGUAGAUAAGAUCUCAAGGUACUGCAUGUUCUGCCCUCAUAGACGGAUAUGGAAAAGAGCAUUUUAUUUUAUCCUACAAAUGGAUGGUUCUCAUGUAAUCAAACAUUUUCUUCAGGACAAAAUCGCACUGUCAAAACACAUUGUUUUGCUUUUUCGCCAUGUCAUUUUUUAAAUGUGCAGGAAGGCCAUCAUAGAGCGGUCAAGAUGUUUUGUAUUACAUCGUGUUGUACUGCAACAUAUCAGAAACAGCAAAACGUAGCAAAAAAGAGGUCUCUGAAAUCUCUUCUGAAGUAUGCUUCAUUCAUUCAUUGAAAUGCUGCCUGCAUACGUAAAGGGAAGGAAUGCCAUAAAACAGUGUUAAAAUAUUCAGGAAGUGUACUUCUACAAUGAAAGAUAACAGGAGGGGGUAUAGUGCUGCACUAGUGUUUGAAACUAUCUUCUGUCAACUAUACUCCACCUCACCGUCCUUUCAUGUCAAACCUAAACUGACAGGUCACGCUCUGUUUUAUGCAUAAUCCACUUUGUGCUCGCUCGUAUAGAUAAUUUAAGCAAAUGUUGAAAAUAACUGUACAUUUCUUUAUUUAUGAAAUUAAUGUAAUAUGUAAAAAAAAAACAAAAAAACCCCCAAAAAACAUGGUUCCUAAAGUUGAGUGUAUUUAUUUUUUGGAUGGUGUGUGGAGAGUGUGAAUGCAAUAUAAGAUGAGCUGGUGAAUCCUCCAGCAAAGCACCUUCUGAUGUGGAAAUUCAAAUGUUCAGCUGAUAAAGUGAAGCGAAGGGUUACUGUCUGCUUUAUGUACACAUUAUUAAAAACUCAAACAAGCCAUCCUAUUGGGAUGGAUUACAGAAUUGAUUGUGUCACUACAAAUAACAAUGUUAUUUGUUAAUGUUUGGGUUUUUCCUCUGGUGGCCAUUGUGUGGCUUUAUCUUCUCCCCAUCACUUUACUUGUCUCAUUAACAGAAAUUGUAAAUGUUAUGUAAUGAAUUACUGUAAGUAUAGUAUUAGUUUUCUGAAGAUACAUGUGGACUUGAUGCUUGCCUCUUGUUUCUUUUAAAACAUUAAUCCACACAUGGAUUUGAUAUGUAACAAGCCCACAUGAUUAUGUCAGGUGUCCUUUAAUGCAUUGUGGGUUCAAAAUAUAAACUUGCCAGCCCUAAAACAAGUACUAGAAGUUGGUGUGUUUUUUUUUUAACCCAAUAAAAGGAACAGUUAGACAUUUUUAGAAAUGUAGUUAUUUGUUGUUUUUCUGAGUGUUGGACAAGAAGAUCAAUACCACUCAUGUCUGCACUGUAAAUAUAAGUAACACAGGAGCCAGUUAGCUUAGCUUAGCAUUUGAGCUACGCCUACUGGCUUGCAAAUUGUUGUUUUGUUACACUUUGUUACAGAGUGAGAGUGGUAUCGAUUGUCUCAUCUAACUCUUGGCAAGAAAGCGAAUAUUUCCCAAAAUAUUCCUUUAAUCUAAUUACAGUUCCUCUAAUCUCCUCAUGAGUGCCAAAGAGUCUUCCAUAAUUAAAAAAACCUAUGGAGAAAAAAACAAAAUCUAUGCUCCUGAUGGCCAACCCCUUUUAACGUGAUUACCCUCAAUGCCACUACCACUUUAUUCCCCACAGCAUCAACUGUACAGUGUCAAAUAUAUGUACAGAUGAGUUUUGUAAAUAUGUUUGUAUUAGUAGCCCUUUAUCUGUUCCCAUGAACUGCAUUUACAAGUCUGUGUUGUUACUUGUGACAUAAUGCUCAUAAAGGAACAUUUAG
Messenger RNA from Thunnus maccoyii (southern bluefin tuna), 4192 nucleotides. It is a transcript of the gene ppp1r16b, whose product is annotated as protein phosphatase 1, regulatory subunit 16B. Gene Ontology annotation, molecular function: enzyme inhibitor activity; protein phosphatase regulator activity; protein binding. The record is from RefSeq and is a predicted model, not a curated record. Gene Ontology annotation, biological process: establishment of endothelial barrier; regulation of sprouting angiogenesis. Bases 355 to 2022 code for a protein of 555 amino acids. NCBI's taxonomy places the organism in Eukaryota, Metazoa, Chordata, Actinopteri, Scombriformes, Scombridae. The transcript is spliced from 11 exons. Gene Ontology annotation, cellular component: cytoplasm.